AUGCCGGAAAUCAAGACUUUUCGAGAGUUGGGUAUCAAUGAUGAGCUUCAGAAAGCAUGUGAUAAUCUGCAAUGGAAAGAGCCGACAGCAAUUCAGAUUUUGUCUAUCCCCCCAGCUUUGGAAGGUUAUAUCAUAUAUUUAAUUUACAGAACAUUAGGCAGGAAUCUGGUCGCUCUUGCGGAAACAGGUUCAGGGAAAACUGGAGCUUAUGCACUACCCAUAAUUCAGAAAUUAAUGAGAGAUCCUCAUCCAUUCUUUGCGCUUGUGUUAGCACCAACUCGUGAGUUGGCAGCCCAGGUUCAAGCUCAAUUUAAUGCACUUGGAAAAAUUGUUGGUUUGUCUACCGUCUUGUUGGUCGGUGGUGUCCCUAUCACUCAACAAGCUGAUUUGAUGAAGAUAUCGCCUCCUCACGUUAUAAUCGGUUAG
Trichobilharzia szidati is the source of this 426-nucleotide messenger RNA. Lineage: Eukaryota; Metazoa; Platyhelminthes; Trematoda; Strigeidida; Schistosomatidae. The record is from the annotation of a GenBank genome assembly.